Molecule: messenger RNA, 4383 nt
Organism: Malania oleifera
Lineage: Eukaryota; Viridiplantae; Streptophyta; Magnoliopsida; Santalales; Ximeniaceae
Product: ARF guanine-nucleotide exchange factor GNL2-like
Exons: 2
Coding region: 1-4236 (1411 amino acids)
Biological process (GO): regulation of ARF protein signal transduction
Molecular function (GO): guanyl-nucleotide exchange factor activity
Source: RefSeq, a predicted model, not a curated record
AUGGAGAACCCCGGAGAUGACGACGACCAGGAAAAAGAAGAAGAAGAAGAAGAAGAAGGAGAGGAAGAGGAACACCAGCGCACUCAAGAUCAGGACUGUUCACCAUGCCUAGAGAAGAAUAUAGACACUACGGAACUCAAGAGGAAGAAGUUGGGACUCUCCUGCAUACUCAACACAGAAGUUGGGGCUGUUCUAGCUGUGCUUCGGCGCAUACCCGAAUCAAAUUCUCCCUACAUGUCUCCCUCAGAAGAUUACACCGACCCGGAAAUCGUACAUUCUCUUAAAUCUCUGCGUGCCCUCAUCUUCAACCCCCAGCAAGAAUGGCGAAUGAUUGAUCCAUCGGUUUAUUUCUCCCCUUUUCUGGAAGUGAUUCAGGGCGACAAUGUGCAGUCCAAUGCAACAGAGGUUGCUCUCUCGGCUCUCCAUAAAAUCUUCAAGCUUGAUAUGUUUGAUGAAAAGACUCCAGGAGCCAAAGCGGCUAUCAAUUCGGUGGUGGCGGGGAUCAUGAACUGUCGCCUUGAAAAAUGCCAACCAACUACUAGAGAUGAAAUUUUGAUGAGGAUUUUACAACUUUUGAAUGGGCUACUGCAUUCCCGUGCUUCAACUCUGCUUAAUGACAAGGCGAUUUGCACCAUUGUUACUACCUAUUUUCAGGUUGUGCGACGCACAGCGAGCAGAGGAAAUUUGCUGCAGCGAGAGGCAAAGUAUGCUGUGCAUGAACUAAUCCAAAUUAUAUUUUCUCGACUGCCGGAGAUGGAGGCGAAGGAUGGGGAGAAUUCAGAAUCUGACACUGAAGAUGCUGACAUUGAAAGCAAUUUGGGUUCUGGGUAUGGAGUUCGUUGUUUAGUUGAUAUCUUUCACUUCUUGUGCUCUCUACUUAAUGCAAUAGUGGAGACAGAUGGGUCCGUGGCUCCUACAGCUGACGAAGAUAUUCAGGUAUUUUCCAUGGUUUUGAUUAAUUCCGCGAUAGAGUUGAGCGGAGAUGGGAUCGCAAAGCAUCCAGAUCUCUUGAGGAUGAUCCAAAAUGAUCUAUUUCACUAUUUAAUCCACUACGGAACAAGUUCGAGCCCACUCAUUAUAUCCAUGAUAUGCAGUAUUGUUUUAAAUGUCUAUCACUCUCUUCGCAGGUACAUCCGUCUUCAGUUGGAAGCUUUUUUCACAUUUGUUUUGUUUAGAAUCGCAGUCCCGGGAACCUUGGUCCAAAUCCAAGAAAUUGCAGUCGAAGGAAUUAUAACUUUUUGCAGGCAGCCAACAUUCACAAUUGAAACAUACAUAAACUAUGAUUGUGAUCCUAUGUUCCAGAAUUUGUUCGAAGAGAUUGGGAAGUUGCUUUGCAAGCAUGCAUUUCCAACAGGUAGCCCUUUUACCAGUUUACAGAUCCAAGCGUUUGAAGGCCUGGUAGCCACCAUUCAUAGCAUUGCUGAUAAUAUUGAAAAGGAAGAAAAGUCAAGCUUUUCUGGACCAUACUCAGUUGACAUUACUGAGUAUAGACCUAUCUGGGAAGAGAAAUCCAAAGAAGAUUGUGAUUUGGGGACUUGGGUGGAUUUUGUACGGACACGGAAAGUGCAGAAAAGGAAAAUGAUGAUUGCUGGAAACCAUUUCAAUCUAGAUGUAAAAAAAGGUCUGGAGUACCUGAAGGCUUCUCACCUAGUCUCCGAUCCUGCAGAUCCAAAAGUCCUUGCUUUCUUCUUUCGCAACACUCCAAGGCUGGACAAGAACAUGAUUGGGGAUUACCUUGGUGAUCCUGCUGGGUUUAACAUUCAAGUUCUUAAAGAAUUUACAGAAACUUUUGAUUUCUCUGGAAUGAUUCUUGACACCGCUCUUCGAACUUUUUUGGAGACAUUCCGAUUACCGGGAGAGUCCCAAAAGAUACAAAGGAUUUUGGAAGCUUUUUCAGAUAAAUUUUAUGUUCAACAACCCUCCCAACUUUUCGUCAGCAAGGAUGCAGUGUUCAUUUUUUGCUACUCCCUUAUUAUGCUGAAUACUGAUCUACACAAUCCGCAAGUUAAGAAAAAGAUGACAGAAGAAGAGUUCAUCAGAAACAAUAGAGCGAUUAAUGGGGGCAAGGAUCUUCCUAGAGAAUACCUCUCUGAGUUCUUUCAUUCCAUUUCAAACAAUGCAAUUACACUCUUUAGUCAAUCUGGUUUGCCUAUAGAAAUGAAUCCAAAUAAAUGGAUUGAGCUUAUCAAUCGAUCCAAAGUCAUGCACCCUUUUAUUGCAUGUGAUUUUGAUCAUCGGCUCGGGAGAGAUAUGUUUGCUUCCAUUGCUGGCCCUUCAGUUGCGGCUCUUUCUGCAAUCUUUGAACAUGCUGAUGAUGAGGAAAUCCUUCAUGAGUGCAUAGAAGGCUUGUUGUCGGUGGCCCGUAUUGCAAGGUAUGGACUAGAAGACACUCUUGAUGAGGUUCUUUCCUUAUUAUGCAAGUUCACUACACUUUUGAACCCUCAUGCCUCUGCUGAGGAGAUUCUUUAUGUUUUUAGCAAUGAUAUGAAGCCUAGAAUGGCAAUACUUGCAGUUUUCACCAUUGCUAACACUUUUGAAUGCUCAAUCCAAGGGGGUUGGAGGAACAUAGUGGAUUGCCUGCUGAAACUCAAGAGGCUGAAGUUACUUCCUCAGUCUAUUGUUGAGCCCAAUGCAACGACAACCUCAACAUCUGACCUUCAUACACACACAAAAUCUGAAUCAGGCAUUAUUUUCCCUAGUCAUGACCCUAAAUUUGGCGACAACCGCUGCCACCACUCUUCUGGCAUAAUUGGCCAGUUCUCACACUUCCUCUCGAUGGAAAGCAUGGAAGACUCUUUAACCCAGGGAGGGAGUGAAUUGGAGCAGAAUCUGAAAACUAUCCAACAAUGCCGAAUUGGGAACAUCUUUGCCAAAAGUUGCAACUUGCCUGAUGAGUCGUUGCAGAAUCUUGGUCGCUCUCUGAUAUUUGCAGCUGCUGGGAAAGGUCAAAAAUUUAGUACGCCAAUUGAAGAAGAAGAAACUAUUGGAUUCUGCUGGGAUUUGGUAACCACCAUUGCAUUAGCCAAUUCUCAUCGGUUCCCGACAUUCUGGCCUUCUUACCAUGAUUAUUUGCUUGCAGUUGCCCAAUUUCCUCUAUUUUCCUCUAUCCCAUUUGCAGAAAAGGCCAUCGUGAGCUUCUUCAAGGUCUGUAUCAAGCUUCUUACCCUGAACCAACCCAACAAAUUUUCAGAGGAGCUUAUCUUCAAGUCCAUAAAUCUAAUGUGGAAGCUUGAAAAAGAAAUUCUUGAUACCUGUUGUGAAUUCAUCACACAAUCAGUAAGCAAGAUUUUAACCGAGCAUCCUGCAAAUCUGCAAAGCCAACUCGGAUGGAAAUCAACCCUCCAUUUGUUAUCAAUCACUGGUCGACACCCAGAAACAUAUGAUCAAGCAGUCGAGACCUUGAUCACGUUGAUGUCUGAUGGCACCUAUGUUUCGCAGGCAAAUUAUCCCUACCACGUUGAUUGUGCUUUUGGCUUUGUUGCACUCAAGAGCAGUCCCCUGGAGAAGGCCACGAAGAUCCUAGAUCUGAUGUCGGACUCGGUCAAUUGGUUGGUUCAAUGGAACAAAAGUGGGUACGCAGAUCCAGGGAGCAACAUGAUCAGUAACGUAAGCAGCUCCUUCAUGGAGGACAAUUCAAGAGGUUUCGGCCUUUCCAAUCUUACUGUGAGUCUAUUUGUGAAGUUAGGAGAAGCACUUAGAAAGGCUAGCUUAGCUCGGCGAGAAGAGAUACGAAACCAUGCAAUCUUAGCUCUUCAGAGAAGCUUCACACUAGCUGAGGAGCUAUGUUUCACGUCAACCAACUGUAUCAACUGCUUCAACCUUGUUAUUUUUGCAAUGGUUGACGAUCUACAUGAAAAGAUGUUGGAAUACUCGAGAAGGGAAGAUUCAGAGAGGGAGAUCAGAAGUAUGGAAGGGACUCUAAAGAUUGCCAUGGAGCUCUUGACAGAUGUGUUCUUGCAAUUCUUAAGACCCAUAUCAGGCAGUCCUGGGUUCCGGACGUUUUGGUUGGGAGUGCUGAGAAGAAUGGAUACAUGUAUGAAGGCUGAUUUAGGUGAAUAUGGUGACUCGGAAUUGCAGGCGUUAAUCCCAGAAUGGCUGAGGAAGAUGAUCACAACAAUGAAGGAAAAAGGGAUUUUGUCGCAGAGGGAGGGUGAGGAUCUAUGGGACAUCACUCACAUUCAAAUACAAUGGAUAGCUCCUUCACUCAAAGAAGAGCUCUUUCCUGAAGAAAUGUAGAGUACCGUAACAAAAAUAAAACUAGAAAUAUGGUAAGGCAACAUUUAUGUCUUUAAUCUUAUCAUCAUACUUUUUUUGUACCAUAGUAAUAAAUUAAGUUGUUCAUUCAUCUCUUACUCAUGGUGGGAGCAUGAUUUUGGGUAUUAA